UAACGUAAAGGAUAUAAUAUAAUAAUCCCUGAUAUUUUGGUGCUAGUAUACCAUACAUUAAUUGAUAUUAUAUAUAAGUAACACUUUUCACACUUAAAUUCACAAGUUUUUGUGGAAAAGAGAGAAGAUGGCAGCUGGUCAACUUGAGCAUGAGUUAGAGCUGCAUGUACCAGCUAGUGAGGCAUGGGAACUCUUUGGCACCCUUGGUAUUGGAAAAUUGGUUGUGGAAGAGAUGCCUCAAUCAUUUCAGAAGGUGGAGCUAAUUGAAGGAGAUGGAGGACUUGGAACUAUUCUCAAACUCACAUUCACUCCAGGUGUACCUGGGCCAGGUGGUUACAGUGAGAAGUUCACCAAGAUUGAUCAUAAAAACCGCAUAAAAGAAACAGAGGUAGUUGAAGGUGGAUAUUUGGUGUUUGGAUUCACACUAUUUAGAGUUCGGUUUGAAGUGAUAGAGAAAGGUGAAGAUUCAAGCAUAAUCAAAUCUACAAUAGAGUAUGAAGUCAAAGAAGAGUAUGCAGCCAAUGCCUCACUUGUUUCAAUCCAAACAUUGGUAAACAUUGUAGAAGUUGCAAAGAAUUACCUCAACAGAAACAAGACUGCAAAAUAAAAAUUGUUGAAGGGAAAACCAAGUGUCUUGUGACAUUUCCUAGUUCAUGAAUAAAAUUGAUGAAAUUGUUUCUUUGCUUCAAACCUUUUGUUUCAUUAUCUAAUUCACAUCUUCAUGUAUUAUUGUUGAUUACUAGAUUGAGAAGCAUUGCUAUUUCUUGCUGGAAAGAAACCGGGGGAGGAGGAAGUGUUUGUUUAUUUUUAUUUUUUUGAGUCAAGCGUUUUGUUUACUUAGUAGAAAUAUGAAAAUUCAUCUUGAAGCUUGGUACAAACAAAUUGGGGACUCGUGUUAUUGUGAAUUUGACAUUUGUACUAAAGAUAUUUUUUCGCAAGUAUUUUUUUAGCAA
Messenger RNA from Trifolium pratense (red clover), 953 nucleotides. Its product is annotated as norbelladine synthase-like. Bases 128 to 607 code for a protein of 159 amino acids. Gene Ontology annotation, cellular component: nucleus; cytoplasm. Gene Ontology annotation, biological process: defense response; abscisic acid-activated signaling pathway. The transcript is spliced from 3 exons. Gene Ontology annotation, molecular function: signaling receptor activity; protein phosphatase inhibitor activity; abscisic acid binding. Lineage: Eukaryota; Viridiplantae; Streptophyta; Magnoliopsida; Fabales; Fabaceae. The record is from RefSeq and is a predicted model, not a curated record.